CACUGCUUGUCUCAUCGCAAACCGACAUACGAGUGUUACCUAUGUACCAGAACAUUCAAGACCUACGGCGGCAUGAUCAUUCACCUCGAACGCGGCACCUGUAGUAACAUCAAUUACAUCCAUCUCAACAAGCUUGCAGCCGAGUGCUACAAGUGGCCCUACUUCAUUUUUGAAGAUUACCGGGACGAGCUGCUCGACGACGGCGAUACGGAAUACGAUUGUAAGCCAUUCAGUUGUCCGACUUGUGAUACUGCACUGUCAAAGCUUUCCAGUUUGUUCCAGCAUGCCGAAUCAAAUGCUUGUGCACAGACGUUGGAUGAUACAGUCUUGGGACAACUGAGGAGGUUUCUGGCUAGUCGGCUGAGUUGAGUGGACAGGGUAACGAAAUAAUGGCAAUAAAAGUUCGUUUCACUCUACUCUUCUAGCGAGAGACUCUGAUCCCAGCGUGAUGAGGAAUUCGCUGGAGAUAUAUGCCGGUGCAUAUUCAGCAUCAUGACUGAUAGAGGAAGAUUGUAUAAAAGGCUUUCAAUUGAGAGGCAUGAGCUAGCUAACCGCCAGUAUCCAUAUACCAUCUGCAUCGCCACAAAUCUCCAAACCUCCAACUUCCGCUCGGCUAUGUCCUUGCUCGAAGAAGGGAAUAACAAGACCUCAACAGAGAGAAUGUACAAAAGAACGCAAGGCAAAGAAGGAAAGUAAACCCACAUGAGACUGUGUAUGUUGUCCACCCGGAGUAUUCAGGGCCUGUACGAAAAUUGUUAGAAAGAUGUUUGAACCAG
Molecule: messenger RNA, 776 nt
Organism: Alternaria alternata
Lineage: Eukaryota; Fungi; Ascomycota; Dothideomycetes; Pleosporales; Pleosporaceae
Exons: 2
Coding region: 73-369 (98 amino acids)
Source: RefSeq, a predicted model, not a curated record